Messenger RNA from Aureobasidium namibiae CBS 147.97, 426 nucleotides. RefSeq lists its product as uncharacterized. The transcript has 2 exons. The coding region runs from base 1 to 426 and encodes 141 amino acids. Lineage: Eukaryota; Fungi; Ascomycota; Dothideomycetes; Dothideales; Saccotheciaceae. The record is from RefSeq and is a predicted model, not a curated record. Gene Ontology annotation, molecular function: oxidoreductase activity.
AUGGUGCUAGAAGCCGGCUAUCCAAACACGACAGGCUUCCGCAAAGUCGUCAAAGCAACAAUACUCGUAAAAAAGAAGCCAGGCCUGAGCGAUGCAGACUUUGUAUCACACUACAACAAAAAGCACGCAGAAAUGGCCAAAGGAGUGUUGGUCAAGCACGGGUGUAUAACAUAUAGUCUCACAUACCAUCUGCAACGUGACAGAAAUAUCAUGCAAGAUAUGCUCAAAGGGAAAGCGAAUCUUCUGCCGUAUGAUGCCAUCUGCACAUUUGUGUUUGGUGAUUACAUGUCUUUUGCACGCUUCAUGUAUGAUCCGGCUAGCAAAGCUUUGACGGGCGAUCAUGACAACUUUAUGGUCGAGGAGGAGAUGAAGAUGAUGGUCGGAGAUGAGUAUAUGGUAAUUGAGGACGGGAAGGUGGUCUCGUGA